AUGUCCGCUUACGGCGUCAUCUCCUCCCGCUCUCUUUCCUCUCUCCCCUCCACAACAUGGAAACUCGCUUCCAAACGCUCAGGUGCUCCCAAGCACCUCACUCUGCACCAUGUCACCCUCGAAACCGCACGAGCGCUCCCGGGACUCGUCGACUACCUACACCGUACGUUCGCGGAUGAGCUCGCGGGCGGCCGCACCUAUCCACAAGAGAUUCUGCCCGGCGAAGUAUACACACGCGAGCAAUUCGACGCGUAUUACUUCGCUGCAGACGUCCUCGUCGCAGUACUCGGACAGCCUGCUUCCGAUUCAGUGAGCGCGGCCGACGCGCCGGACGGCAGCAUCGUCUCGAUCGGGUUCGCAGAGGCCGUGAGCGGCCGCGCUUGGGAAGAGUGCCUCGCCGGCUGCUACUACGUGAAGCCGAAUUACCCGGGUCGGUCGUCGCAUGUGAGUAAUGGCCGAAUUGCGCUUCCUGCUGUCCUCGAUUGUGCUUCUUCUCUCCUCGGCGAUGAACGCGAUCGGUAG
Trametes versicolor FP-101664 SS1 is the source of this 522-nucleotide messenger RNA. RefSeq lists its product as uncharacterized. NCBI's taxonomy places the organism in Eukaryota, Fungi, Basidiomycota, Agaricomycetes, Polyporales, Polyporaceae. The record is from RefSeq and is a predicted model, not a curated record. The coding region runs from base 1 to 522 and encodes 173 amino acids. The transcript has 2 exons.